AUGGCCGCUUUCCACUCCCCGGCCGCCGUGACCACCAAGUCCAGACUGAAAGGCGUGGUGUUCGAUAUGGACGGGACUCUAACAGUCCCCGUGAUCAACUUCCCGGCGAUGUACAGGAGAGUUCUCGGCGAGCAGGAGUACGCGAGAAUCAAGUCGGAAAAUCCAUCGGGGAUUGAUAUCCUGCACCACAUUGAGACGUGGAGCUCCGAUAAACAGAAACGGGCUUAUGAAAUUAUUGCGGAUUUUGAGAAACAGGGUUUGGAUCGUCUUCAGAUUAUGCCAGGUGCCUCUGAACUUUAUGGAUUUCUUGAUUCAAAGAAUAUUAGAAGAGGAUUAAUCACCAGAAAUGUGAAGGAAGCGGUGGAUUUGUUUCAUCGCCGUUUUGGGAUGAUAUUUUGUCCUGCAUUAAGCAGGGAGUUUCGUCCUUACAAGCCAGACCCAGCUCCUUUGCUUCACAUAUGUUCGAAUUGGGAGGUGCAGCCUAAUGAAGUUAUGAUGGUUGGGGAUAGCCUUAAGGAUGACGUGGUCUGUGGGAAGAGAGCUGGAGCUUUUACAUGCUUGCUUGAUGAAACGGGAAGGUACGAUUCUCCACAAUACCAAAAUUUCGAGUAUAAACCAGAUUACAAAGUCUCUUCUCUUGUAGAAGUUCACAAACUCCUGGAGAAAGAUUUCAACCUUUCCUCAUGGGUCGGACGAACGGACAUCGAAAACUCGAACGGUAACCUCGAUGAACGGGGACUAUGGGAUGCCGGUUCUCGACGGCACGUCAGCUCUGCUGCAUGGACGUCGACAAGGAAUGCUGAAACACGACUAAUGGAGCUUUUCACGGAGAGGCCGUCGAAAAUAAUGGCGGACGGAGCUCCUGCUCGAUUUCACGACGGUCUGUUGCUGCCCCUCUUUGGACGGGCCGAGGAUGCUCAAGAACUCGGAUGGAUUUCGGUUUCAAACUCGUUCAGAGGCUGUUGUAGGUUCGGAGGUUGGGUGGCGACCGGAUUGUGCACGACUCGCGGCGGUGCUGCUACUAAGGUGUCGAUGUCGGCAGGAGGACGCCGACGGCAGAGCUCUUGCCGGAGAAGAAGGUACUAA
This is a messenger RNA of Striga hermonthica, 1086 nucleotides long. The record is from the annotation of a GenBank genome assembly. NCBI's taxonomy places the organism in Eukaryota, Viridiplantae, Streptophyta, Magnoliopsida, Lamiales, Orobanchaceae.